This is a messenger RNA of Eriocheir sinensis (Chinese mitten crab), 2055 nucleotides long. RefSeq names its product histone-lysine N-methyltransferase, H3 lysine-79 specific-like. Lineage: Eukaryota; Metazoa; Arthropoda; Malacostraca; Decapoda; Varunidae. The record is from RefSeq and is a predicted model, not a curated record. The transcript has 3 exons. Bases 884 to 2035 code for a protein of 383 amino acids.
UCUCUCUCCGUUCCCUCGCCGACGACCCUCUCCUCCAAUGGGUCAACUUUCUCCCUUGUCCGCCCUCGUCCCCCUUCCGUUGGUUGGUCAGGUCCCAUCAUCUCUGCUCCCCGCCCCGCAGAGUCAAUACAUUAUUCAUGGUGUAAAAAGUUUGUUAUGCGUUCGUUAUAAGAUUGCUACACAAAAUCGCUGUACAUCCAAUUCAGUUUAAUCGUGGGUGUAAUUUUCUUGUAUAUCAGUUUUCAAAUCCCGCAGUAAUAGACUCACAGAUCCACUAUUAAUGGAUCCAUUUUGUCGGCUUGUCGGCAGGACGUCAUUUCCAGGCUUUAUACAGAUUACUGUCAAUAGAGCCUCAGCCUCCUCCAAAGCUCGUUUUCUGUUGAUCCAUUUAUCCUGAUGAUGUGCUGGAGGAGGGGGAGGGGAAGGGGGGCUCCGCGUUGGGCGAGAGGGAAGGGAAGUGUUCCUGGAAGGCUUAUUUCGUCUUGCAACUUUAUUCUUUCUCCCUCCAUUGUGCGCCCGCCUCGGCGUGAGUCAGGCCGCCGACAGCGCCUCCUCCCACCCCCGGCGGGCCAUGUGAGGCGGCGAGGCGCUGCAGCGGAGCGACGCGUCACGGCCCGAGGGAACACUGCAGCGGCGAGGCCGGGGCGAAGCGACGCGGCGAGCGGCGGUUACCAUGGCGAUGGCGGCACCCGCGGCCCGCACGUGAGUGGACACAAGGUGCUAGCGGUGACCCGCGGCGAGGCGCCCCGAGGAGAUGUGCGGGGCGGCGCGCCGCUGAGGCGCGGGAGGGGCGUGGCGCCGCCCUGCAGGACGCUGAGAGAGGAGAGAGAGAAAAACUAAGUGUUAGCGGUGUGCUGCCCCGCGGCGGGGCGGCGAGGGCAGGAUGGAGUUUAUCUCUGGGAGGGGCGAGGUCAGGAGUGGGCGCGGCGGCGUGCGGAGUGGCCGCGCCGUGGUGGGCGUGGACGUGGUGAGCCAAACUCUGCCCAGGAACUACCGCGCCCCCUCCCAGCACCCCUGCUGCACGCCGGGACCGCGGGGCCUCAUGUCCUGCGACAUGGGCGGCGACCCCCGCUGCGUGGGGUGCAUAUCCGACUCUUCGCUGGAUGACCAGACGCGCGCCUGCCCCGCCCUGCCGCCCUACCCUGCCGGCCUGUGCCAGCAGGGGGAGUGGGUGGGCGCGGCGGCGGACUGCGCCACGUGUCGCCUCCAGAUGCAGCCUCCCUGUGCCUGCUCCGACCCCUGCUGCCUGGGGGGCCCGCCCUCAUCCCGCGCCCCAUGUCCCUGGGGGCGGCAGGGUCCUCUGCAGGGGCCGGGCUCCCACCUGGGCCUGGCCCCGUGCCCGCCACGCCACCCGCCGGCCGGGAGGGCGUCGUCCGUAUGUGCGCUUCCCAAAUUCCUGAGCGUGGAAGAACGUCUCACCACCGCUCUGGGCACUUCCCUCGACCACCAGGGGCACCUACAGGGCCAUAAAAGCACCCCACACAGCCACAGCUACGCCCACAGCCUCGCCCACACCUCCCACACCUACUCCCACUCCCAAUCCACCACACAAGCCCACGUCCAUGCCAAGUGUGAGGUGACGACGCCAAACACACACGACCAACAACACCAACACCAACACCAGCAGCCUGUCAAGACGAACUCCCAUCACCACCACCAUCACCACAAGGCCCAUGGAGCUCCUCACCCCCACCCCCUCCCGCUUGGACUGCAGGGGGAGGGUGGUGUGGGCUCGAGGCUUAGCAGGAGUGUCGAGAAUCUGCCGCGGGAUAUUCAAGAUCACAUUCUGCGUUGCCAGUGCUCCUGCGAUCAUCUCGGUUACGGGAAUUACUCGACCACCUCGCUGCAGCAGGUUGGGAACGGCUGCUCUUCGAUAAGCAACAAGAGCAGCAGCCGUGAGCACGUCCCCCCGGAGCCGCCCAACCCGAAGCAGCACCACCAGCAGCACUCAGGUGGGUCCGCGGCGCCUCGUUACCUGGUGGGAGCGGGAAAGGGGCGACAGGUAAUUAUUAGGCCGCCCGUCAUAAGCAGGUGAGAUAGAUGAUAGAUAUUCCA